UAUGGCGCUCUUGUGGUUUCGAAAGGGGCUGAGGCUCCACGACAAUCCAUCGCUGGAAGCCGCGUGCCAUGGCUCGCGAAAUGUGUAUCCAGUCUUUGUUUUGGAUCCUUGGUUCUUGGCGCCGGAUCCAAGAGCGUCAUCGCCAGGGUCUGCUCGAGUUGGGAUCAAUCGCAUCCAGUUCUUGCUCGAGAGCUUGCAGGAUCUGGAUCGAAAUUUGAGCUCCCGGGGAAGUAAGCUCCUGCUCGUCCACGGCAAUCCAAUCCAAGUAAUUCCAGAGCUUCUUGACAAGUGGAGAAUCAGGAAGUUGUGCUUUGAAUUUGACACGGAACCCUAUGCAUUGGAUCGAGAUGCUAAGAUCAAGGAGCAUGCUAAAGACAAAGGAAUUGAGCUCCACUGUCCUGUGAGCCACACUAUUUUCAAUCCAGAUCUUCUGAUAGCGAAGAAUGGUGGCAAGGCACCUCUAACCUUCCAAUCCUUCUGCAAAAACCUUGUUCCAGCCACAAAGCCAAUUGGAAAUGGUCCAUCUGCGAUUCCUCCGACUGGUGAUCUUCAUGGGAUCAAAGUGGUCCCAGUUCCAACACUUGAGGAGCUCGGUUAUGCCGAUUUUCACGAGGAUUUUUCUCCGUUUCGUGGUGGCGAAACUGUAGCACUAACUCGGUUGGAGGAUAGUCUUGCGAACGAGAAGUGGGUAUGCGAAUUCGAGAAGCCCAAAGGAGAUCCAACUGCGUUUAUAAAGCCUGCGACCACGGUUCUUUCUCCAUACUUGAAGUUUGGCUGUCUUUCCUCCCGGCUUGUCUACUCUCGCGUUAAGGAGGUCUAUUCCAGGGCGAAGUCGUUUACGAGUCCUCCAGUUUCUUUGGAAGCUCAGCUCUUGUGGCGGGAGUUCUUCUAUACUGCUGCAUAUGCUACUGCGAAUUUUGACAAGAUGGUUGGGAACCCCAUUUGCAAGCAAAUCCCUUGGAAGGACGACGAUGAACUUUUGAGUGCUUGGAGAGAUGGACGUACUGGUUAUCCCUGGAUAGACGCUGCCAUGACACAGUUACGAAAAUGGGGAUGGAUGCACCAUCUAGCUCGUCAUGCAGUCGCUUGUUUCUUAACAAGGGGUGAUAUGUUUGUAUACUGGGAGAAAGGCCGAGAUGUCUUCGAUAGGCUUUUGAUUGACGCCGAUUGGUCUAUCAACAAUGGUAACUGGCUUUGGCUCUCAGCUUCUGCGUUUUUCAAUCAGUACCAUCGAAUUUACUCCCCAAUCACGUUUGCAAAGAAAUACGAUCGUCAAGGGAACUAUAUCAAGCAUUUUCUCCCCGUUCUAAAAGAUAUGCCGCAGGAGUUUAUCUACGAGCCAUGGAAAGCUCCAGCUGAGAUUCAGAGGAAAGCAAAGUGCAUCAUCGGGAAAGACUAUCCAACACCUGUGCUCGAUCAUGCUGCUGCCAGUAAAAUCUGUCGGGAGAGAAUGGGAGCGGCGUAUGCUCUAAGCAAAUCGUCGCAUGGGAAUGUCUCGCGGGAACAAGUAGAUGAAUUGCAAGACACGCUCACCGAUGUUCCGACUAGUAGCACCUCUAAGAACAAGAGACAAAAGCAAUCAAGGAUAACAGAUUAUUCAGCCUAAUUUAAUAAAACUCAUAAGACAUGCCCUUGGUACUGAUGACGGCACUAGAAAGAAAAAAUACUAAACGUAUUUGUAAAGGAAAAGGUGGAAAGAAUAUUAUCAUCUAGGAAAA
Selaginella moellendorffii is the source of this 1718-nucleotide messenger RNA. RefSeq names its product (6-4)DNA photolyase. Gene Ontology annotation, biological process: entrainment of circadian clock by photoperiod; circadian regulation of gene expression. Gene Ontology annotation, cellular component: nucleus; cytoplasm. NCBI's taxonomy places the organism in Eukaryota, Viridiplantae, Streptophyta, Lycopodiopsida, Selaginellales, Selaginellaceae. Bases 2 to 1606 code for a protein of 534 amino acids. The record is from RefSeq and is a predicted model, not a curated record. Gene Ontology annotation, molecular function: DNA binding; FAD binding. The transcript has 14 exons.